This is a messenger RNA of Vicugna pacos (alpaca), 2745 nucleotides long. Lineage: Eukaryota; Metazoa; Chordata; Mammalia; Artiodactyla; Camelidae. The record is from RefSeq and is a predicted model, not a curated record.
GCGGGCGGGCGCGGGGGGUGCUGGGCGCGGGCCGAACCCCUCCAACUCCGCCGGCGGAGUGCCCUAAUCAACUGGAUGCCGUCCUGGGCGGCGCCCGUUCAUGCGAGCCCCAGAUUUUGUGCUCUUGGAGCAAAAGGACCGCAGAGUAAAGAACUUCAAGAAAUUCAGAUAUAUGAAGUUGAUUUCCAUGGAAACCUCGUCAUCCUCUGAUGACAGUUGUGACAGCUUUGCUUCUGAUAAUUUUGCAAACACAAAACCUAAAUUCAGGUCAGAUAUCAGUGAAGAACUGGCAAAUGUUUUUUAUGAGGACUCUGAUAAUGAAUCUUUCUGCGGCUUUUCAGAAAGUGAGGUGCAAGAUGUGUUAGACCAUUGUGGAUUUUUACAGAAACCAAGGCCAGAUGUCACUAACGAACUGGCCAGUAUUUUUCAUGCCGACUCUGAUGAUGAAUCAUUUUGCGGUUUCUCAGAGAGUGAGAUACAAGAUGGAAUGAGGCUGCAGGCAGACGGCGCGGGCUGUAGGACCCGCAGUCAGCGCAGACUCUCCGGACAGCUCCGCGUGGCCAUGAAGUUUCCAACUCGAAGCACUAGGGGGGCAGCCAACAAAAGGGCAGCAGCCCCUGAACCGUCAGAGAAUUUGGUGACCGAUUCCAAUUCUGAUUCAGAAGAUGAAAAUGGCAUGAAUUUUUUGGAGAAAAGGGCUUUAAAUAUAAAGCAAAACAAAGCAAUGCUUGCAAAACUAAUGUCAGAAUUAGAAAGCUUCCCUGGUUGCUUUCCUGGAAGGCGUUCCCUGCCAGGCCCCGGUCCACGUCCAAAGACACCACGGAGGCGAACAUUCCCAGGUGUUGCGUGCAGGAGAAACCCUGAGCGGAGAGCUCGUCCUCUCACCAGGUCAAGGUCCCGGGUCCUUCGGUCCCUUGGCGCCCUACCCAUGGAGGAGGAGGAGGAAGAGGAGGAGGAGGAUAAGUACAUGUUGGUGAGAAAGAGGAAGCCCGUGGACGGCUACAUGAACGAAGAUGACGUGCCCCGAAGUCGUCGCCCCGGAUCCAUGAGCCUUCCCCACAUCAUUCGCCCAGUGGAGGAAAUCACGGAGGAAGAGUUGGAAAACAUCUGCAGCAGCUCUCGAGACAAGAUCUAUAACCGGUCACUGGGAUCGACUUGUCAUCAGUGCCGCCAAAAAACUAUUGAUACCAAGACAAACUGCAGAAACCCAGAGUGCUGGGGUGUUCGAGGCCAGUUCUGUGGUCCCUGCCUCCGGAACCGUUACGGUGAAGAAGUCCGGGAUGCUCUGCUAGACCCGAACUGGCACUGCCCACCGUGUCGCAGGAUCUGCAAUUGUAGCUUCUGUCGGCAGCGAGAUGGGCGGUGUGCGACCGGGGUGCUCGUGUACUUAGCCAAGUACCAUGGCUUUGGGAACGUCCAUGCGUACUUGAAAAGUCUAAAACAAGAGUUUGAAAUGCAAGCAUAAUAUUUGGAAGAUCUGCUAGCUGCCUUCCACUUCACAAAUCUUCCUUGUUAAAGUUUUCAAUUUUGUCAUGUGAUCAAAAUCUGAAUUAAGAAUUUUGAUGAUCAAUCUGUCUUACAGGCACAUCAGGUUAAUCUCAUUAGACAUGAGUGCAUGUCUGGGCAUCGCAGAGGUAUAGUGUGGGCUGUACUCUGCCCUCCUGCAGUUUCCCUUUGCUUCUUUCCCCACCUCUCACCCCAUGCCACCCCCCUCUUAUUUCCAGUGGUUCUCUUCCAUCAUUUAGUUUCCGAGUUCUUUUAAAUGACAAUUUUAUGAAAGCGUGUUUGAUUUAAUUGGUGUUGAAAUAGCCCUGGAAUCCACCCAUAAAACCAAGCACUUAAAAACACAGUAGUAGUGUUAACUACAUCUAUCGAAUUCCAGAGAAUAACCAUCUAACUUGCUUACAUGGAAACAGUAGGUCUGAUUUAGUGUUCCUACUAGUUGACAUUUUUAACAGAAUCAAGGCACAAAAGUCUUAAAACCAUGUGGAAACAUUAGGUGAUCAUUGGCGAGCGGAGCAUAGGACAUUGGAGGCCUCUCCUGGUAAUACUCCGUGUAUGGUUCUUAUUAUACAGGUUGUCACUGCUGAGACUUAGUUGCUGCUGAUUUGUUUCAUCAUGUGCAUCUGGUCCACAUGGUCAUGACCCAAAGGUUCGUGGGCAAUACUACACUUGAAAUCAUUGUAGAAAAGCCAUCCUGGGGAAUUGGGAUGGAGGCUUCAGGAACAGGCCGAUUUGAAUUCACAGAAUAAAACUUCAGUGUAAUUGUAGUUGCCAGGCUUAUUUCAGUUCAUAACAUAAGGUAUUUCAAAUAAAUUCUUGAUUACGUUGCAUGGAAAAUUGAUGCUUAUACUCAUCUACAAGUCUUUGUUGUUCUUGCUUUUGUGAAGAAAUUGUAAGCUAGGCACAGGGUUUGAAGCACUUUUAUAACUCUGAGAAGUGCCUUUUUGGAGAAGGGUGACUUUCAACAGCUGGCUAACGUAAUGUCUCUGCCAGUCUAGCUUAUGGGCAGAUUUCAUGUGUCAUCUCUCCCUUCCCCUGUUUUGGCAUAAAUCAAAUCGUUUGGUAGAAGUGGAAUCUAAGUGUGUGUGUAUUCAUUUUGCUUUGCAUGUGCAGCCAGUAGCUGUGCCCGUUCAGUAUUUUGGUGCAUAAUUGGACCUUGAAUCAAUAACUGUAAAUAGAGCUUUUGAUCUGUUAUGCUUUUAUACAAAGUUUUUUAUUUUAAUAAUAAAACAUUGUGUUCUA